Marchantia polymorpha subsp. ruderalis is the source of this 1990-nucleotide messenger RNA. Lineage: Eukaryota; Viridiplantae; Streptophyta; Marchantiopsida; Marchantiales; Marchantiaceae. The record is from the annotation of a GenBank genome assembly.
AAAUCCAAAAAUCGGUAACAUCGUGACCUUCUGCGAGUACUUUAUUCCAUGGUCAAAACAAAAUCAUUCCUUCCACUAAGUGCUCGAGUGGAAGCUAUGGUUCAAUACUUGUCAGGAAAGGAGAUAUGAGGGUCCCUUGGCUCCUUCCUUGCCUCGGCAAAUGAAUUGUCGCCUCGUUGUCACUAAAUGGAUUCCAUGGCAUGAAUCGCAUUCACUGACAGUCGUAGCUAAUCGCGCCCUUGCGAUUCGGACAAAAGCACGGAGGCCGAAAAUACACAACGAUGCUCGCCCUUGCUCAGAAAACGGUACCCGUGCCAAGGGCCGGGGAAGGAGUUCGAUUUGAGGGAAGCAUAGCGCCGCGGAUCGUCUUGUAGAGCUCGUGCUGCCGCGGGAUAAGGAGGGGAGUGAAGGAGGGAGGGAGCCGCGUGUGCAGAUGUCGAGGCCGAUCGAUUUGUCUUGGGAGAGUUGAGUGUGGAGCGGCAGGAUUUCGAAAUGAGAGAGGCGCACAGGAAUUGGCGGCUGGUGCGGCGCAUGUGGAGAGCCGUCACGGCGGAUUUGGAGAGCGUUCCUAGCUCUGCGCAGUCCGCGAGUGCUGCUGGUUGUGCUGCUUCGCGGUCGUUCUGGAGCUGGAGCGGGCCCGAUUGUGUCGAAGGUCGGGGACUUGCGAAGCCGCAAGCGUUUCUGUGGGAUGGGUCUUUGAAACUGGUCGGUGGAGAUCGUGGAAGAUUUUCGGUGCUUCGUCACUCGCGCGGAGCUAAAAUCAAUGGAUCGGAGGUGAAAAGUGGCUUCAUAAUCAUGCGGAAAGGGCGCAUAACCCAGGUCUUGAAGACGCAACACACUCAACAAGGACGAGGAGGAGCAACAAUCCAGGUUGAGCUUCGAGAUGUUCAAAGUGGCCUGAAAUCCACCGAAAGACUCCGCACUGGAGAGGCUAUCGAAAAGGUUUUUGUCGAUGACAGGGUGUACACUUUCUUGUACGAAGAAGGUGAUACAAUAAAUUUGAUGGAGCCUAACACUUUCGAGCAACUAGAGGUUCCCAAAGCAUUUUUUGGGCCAGCAGCUGCGUAUCUUACAGAUGGGAUGGAGGUCAAAGUACAGUACUUCGAUGGAAAGCCUAUGUCCGCAACAGUACCAGAUCGUGUGACGUGCACUGUUGUUGAAGCCGAGCCCUUUUUCAAGGGCCAAGCAGCAACACCACAAUACAAAAAAAUUGUACUAGACAACGGGCAACAGCUGAUGGCACCCUCUUUUAUAGUUGCUGGAGAUCGUGUAGUUGUGGAUACGGCGGAAAAUUUGUACAUGACAAGAUCGAAGGAGUAGCAACAUUUUUAACAUAUUGUUUUCGAAAGUGAGGACAAAUCAGCAAUCUGAUUCAGUUUGGGCGCGUUUGUCCCCGUUCAGAUUCUAUUCCUCUUUCUAAAAUACAGGUUCGCAAGAGAAAGAUGAUACAGAGGUAUUGGACUUUGCUCAAGUUUGCCAAAUAGAGCGUGAUGAACUGCACACAAGUUGCUACGGCAUGAAUAUUGAGCCUUGUCAUCCGGCUAUUUAUUACACUAAGUUGUGACGAGUUGGUGAAAGACGGUCAUAUUCCCAAGAUGCACGAGUAUAUAUAUAGUGAAACGGUCAGCGAGUUGGAUACUUCUUCUCUUACCGGUGUACUCUGUAUUGAGUCCUUGGAUGCAAAUAGUGAUCUUUUAGACACCCUAAACUCAAAAGUUCGUUGUCUAACAUGUGGGAUUUUCUACGGAGAGAAAUUCACCUCAUCUAUGUUGAGAGAUAGUAGAGUUAAGAGCAGUAGAAUGAAAAUAGGAGUAAAAUAGCAUGUGAAGUAUACCAGAAGUUAGCCAUCUUUUUUCCUUUUCCAAGAAAUUGUUCGCCUGCAGCGGGUGUGGAGUAAACAUAAGUAACCAUUGAGGUAAAAUGCAACAUGCGGCCAGUUAAAAAAAAAUGACUUUGGGGUGAAAGUAAGGAAGGACAAAGAUCAAUUCGA